Messenger RNA from Encephalitozoon hellem ATCC 50504, 1779 nucleotides. Its product is annotated as symplekin domain-containing protein. The transcript has a single exon. Bases 1 to 1779 code for a protein of 592 amino acids. The record is from RefSeq and is a predicted model, not a curated record. Gene Ontology annotation, cellular component: mRNA cleavage and polyadenylation specificity factor complex. NCBI's taxonomy places the organism in Eukaryota, Fungi, Microsporidia, Unikaryonidae.
AUGGAAAAGAUAAGAUACCACCUAGUCGAGAGGUAUUCUGAAGAGGGCCUGACCUUUCUUAUCUUUUACCUCAGGAACAUGAGUCCAAUAGAAACGGUGUACUUCUUCUGUACUGCAUUGAAGGUACUGGAUAGAGACAGUGCUGUGGCACUCCUUGCAUACCUCAGGCAUGCACAUAGCAAGGGGAUGGCGUGUCCGAGGUAUGCACAGAGGUCUGUCAACUACCAUGUGCACAUGCUGAACAAAAGAAUAGCAAAAAAGAUUCCGAGCAUUCUUGGGCGCUUUGCUUCUGAGAUGAAGCUCUUUGACUUUACGGAGGUGCGGGGAAGGAAAGUGGGAGAAGAGGUAAAGAGGGAGCUUGAUCCCUUCAGCCUUCUUAUCGACCUUGUUUUUGAGACGCUUGUCAAAAGCAGCAACAUUGAGAUUGAGAACACCAUCCAGACAUACUUCCAUGAGAAGCAGGAGGAGGAGCGUCCAGGCCCUGUUACCGAAGCCUUUAAUCUGCUUGGAAGGAUCAAGGAGGCGGGUGCAAUAGACGUAGGGAUUUCGAGGAUUGUGAGGAUGCUUGAUCCCCGAGACUCGUUGGAUGCACUAGUGUUUAUGAGCAAGAACGAGAGGUACAGCCAUUCAUUCUUUAUGUAUGCAUACCUGUUGAACCGGGAUGUUUACGACGCCAUGGUCGACCUGAUUCUUGAGAGCAGGCAGUACUUCAGGGUUGACAUUGUUAAGCAUCUUGUUUCGCUCGACAUAGAGAAGGUUCUGGAGAAGAUAACAGAUGAGACUGUGGAGAUAUUGGGCCAUAUGGUCAAGGAAAGGAGGGCACAUGUUAAGGAGAUUGUGGAGAUGAUUUCCGAGGGAAGAGUGAAUGUCUCUAGAGAAAAUGUUCUGGAAGUUUUCAAGGAGAACUACGAGACUCUUGGCGAAUAUGCAUCCUACUUUAAGCUGAGCGACCAGGAACUGAUCGAGGUUUCGAAAUCGAAUGACGAUGCCCUGCCUCUUGCAUUGGACGCUGUUGACACGCAAGAGAGCAUGAACAGCUUUGUCGAUCUAUUGAAAGAAAAGGAGGACAGCGCUGUGAUCAACCUCAUCAAGUCUAUGGGAGAAGACCAAAGAAAGGAGGCCCUCAUACAGACGAUCCUUAGGAGGAGGGUUGUCAAGGGCCAGCUCAGAGUCUACCUACUGGACAACUACUCGGACGAUGACCGAUUUAUAUAUGAUUUUCUACCGUAUUUGGAGAAGUCCGAUGUAUACAAAUACAUUCCCGACUAUGUUGUUGACGCCGAGUCAUUGAAUACGUUUCUGAAGGUUAUAGAAUGUUCCGAGCUUCUGAUUUUUGCACACAAGAUUCCGGACGUCUCGAAGGCCAUACGGAUUCUCGAUCUCUGCUUCAAAUCGCCAAGAUUCAGCGAGAGCGACUUUCUGUUUACGCUAACCACCCUGGAGAAGGAGCUGCCUCUCCUGAUUGUUCGGACGUUGAUCCAAACCCUGCUGAAGUUUCCAAACCUGAAGAACUUUGUUGUCUCAUUUCUGUCGAGGUUGGCCAGAAGGAACAUAUGGAAGCAGGAGGAGAUGGUGGAGGGUGUUGUAAGGUGCUUUGAGAUAGUUGGGCCUGCAGCGGUUGACAUUGUUAUGUAUCUGGACCCUGAUGCGAUGUCUAAGGCUCUAGGGAAGAGCAAGGGGCUUAGAAGUCUGUGCCGUGAGUAUUUGAGGAAGGAGGCGUCUGGAAAGCGCCACGACUCUGCACUGAGGUCUGUGCUGAGCAAGUUUGGUAAUAAAUAA